Prorocentrum cordatum is the source of this 551-nucleotide messenger RNA. The record is from the annotation of a GenBank genome assembly. NCBI's taxonomy places the organism in Eukaryota, Dinophyceae, Prorocentrales, Prorocentraceae.
AUGCAGAUUCGCACGGGCCAGCCUCGCUUCGAGUCGAUGGAUAACUACAAGACGCGCCAGGAUCAGGUCAACGGCAGCGGGUCUGUAACAACGAUCUCUCACAGGCUGGACAGGAUGACCACGCAGAGCAUCAUGGAGGAUCAGAAAUUGAUGAAGGAGUCCUAUUUGAGGUAUUACUUAAAAAGGGUGGUGAGGAGUGGCCCUUUUAGUGCACUGUCCAUGAUGGUCACAGUGUGGCAGGCGAUUUGGAUCGCCGUCGACGUGGACAAAAACGGCAGGAUGCUACUGUUCGAGAAGGCUUCCGGGGACAUCGCCAUCGAGUAUUUCUUCUGCGCCUAUUUCUUAUGCGAGCUGCUCCUGCGCCUCUUCGCCACGACGCCCACGAAGGCGUGCCUGCAGAGCAGGUGGUUCGUAUUCGACCUUGUGUGUGUGGCUGGGUCUCUGAUCGAGGCGGUGCUCAUACCGACAGUGAACCUUAUUUCGCGCGGCGCCGUCUCGAAUUGGAAAGGCUUCAGCGCCUUACGCCUGGUGCGGCUCGCCAAGAUCCUCAG